CCUCCCUCUCUCUCUCUCUCUCUCUCUCUCUCUCUUUUCUGUGUGUGUUUCUCUCUCUCCCCCCCUCUCCCCCCUCCCUUCCCAAGCUCUCCAACAUUAAAGCGAAAAUGCUCCUUUCUGUGCCUCCUCGUGCAGGGAUCGCCACUUUUGGCUACAACAAAAGCAACAAGAAGCAGCCUUAUGUCUCAGUGGCUCAGCAGAUGGCACCCCCGAGUCCUAGUGGCAGCAACAACAACAGCAGCAGCAGCAGCAGCGGGCCGGGUGGCGGAGGUGGCGGCGGGGAUCAGCUGAGCAAAACAAACCUGUACAUCCGGGGUCUGCACCCGGGUACCACUGACCAGGACCUUGUCAAGCUGUGCCAACCGUAUGGCAAAAUUGUCUCCACCAAGGCCAUUCUGGACAAAACAACCAACAAAUGCAAAGGGUAUGGCUUUGUGGAUUUUGACAGCCCCACAGCAGCCCAGAAAGCCGUGACUGCACUGAAGGCUAGUGGGGUGCAGGCCCAGAUGGCCAAGCAACAGGAGCAGGAUCCUACCAACCUGUACUUGUCAAAUUUGCCUCUGGGCAUGGAUGAGGCUGAAUUGGAGUCAAUGCUGAAGCCAUUUGGACAGGUCAUCUCCACACGCAUACUACGUGAUGCUAGUGGCACCAGCCGGGGAGUUGGCUUUGCCAGGAUGGAGUCCACAGAGAAAUGUGAAGCCAUCAUCACCCACUUCAAUGGCAAAUAUAUUAAGACGCCUCCAGGGGUUCCAGCACCCCCAGAUCCAUUGCUCUGCAAAUUUGCCGAUGGUGGCCAGAAGAAGCGCCAGAAUCAAGGCAAAUAUGUGCAGAAUGGACGAGCUUGGCCACGGGAAAGUGACACGGGUGGGAUGACCUUGACCUAUGACCCCACAACGGCACUACAAAAUGGGUUCUACACAACGCCCUACAGCCUGGCUCCCAAUAGGAUGAUUGCCCAGACUGCACUCUCCCCCUAUCUUCCAUCACCUGUUUCCUCCUACCAGGUUCACAGUCCAUCUUGGAUGCACCAUCAGUCGUACCUCAUGCAGCCCACGGGAACAGUGCUAACCCCAACCAUGGACCAUGCGAUUUCCAUCCAGCCCACCUCCAUGAUGGGGCCCCUAGCCCAGCAGCUGGGCCAUCUGUCUCUCAGCAGUGCUGGCGCGUAUAUGCCAGCGGCAGCAGCUAUGCAAGGAGCCUACAUCCCCCAGUACACGCCUGUGCCUUCCUCCAGCGUUGCAGUCGAGGAGAACAGUGGCCAGCAGAGCCAUGUGACAGUGGAGUCCCCAUCGGAUCAUGCUGCCUACUCGUAUCAGUACAACAAGUAAUGACAGCGCAAUUGAGCGACUCAGCCCUGAGCAAUCACUUCACGAGAGACAACUUUUUAAAAAAUUUGUGCUGCGUUUAGAAGACCGAACCAUUUUUUUGUUUUGUUUUUUGUUUGUUUUUUCCUGCAAAGAAAAAGGUUGUUGUUUUUCUCUAAAAACCAAGAAAAUAACCACAAUAGACUUCUGACACCAAGGAACCAAAGGAGGUGAGAGUGGGGGAUGGAGAAGAGAAUACACCCCACCUUUAAAUGUACAGACGGACUGAGGACUAUUUUAAUAUGAGGAAACCAUUUUUGGGCGUGUGUGCGUGUGUGUUUCCGCAUUUAUUUUCUUAACAGCAAAGUCAAGCGCUUUGGAUGCUACAAAGUCCCCAGAGAAGAAAAAUAUAUAUGCAUACCUAUAUAUAUAUGUGUGUGUGUGUGUAUACAAUAUAUAUGUAUAUAUAUAUGUAUAUAUAUAUUUCCCCUCUUUUGGAAAGAUUGCUCCUGGCCUCCUGGAGGAAACGUUUGCUCCUUUGAACUUUUUCUGUUUCGUUUUUGUUUCCUUUCGUCAUUUAAAAAGUUUUUUUUAAAAAAAAGGACAAAUAUGCAAAAGUGUUUGAAUAUUUUUUUGUUGUUUUAUAAGAAAACACUCGGAGAAAAGUCCCACCUCGCAGCCGUAGGAUAAAAAUCAAUGCAGACUUUUUUUUCUUCUUCUUUGAUGGGAUGGGAGGGGGGGAGGGAUUUUGCUUUGAAAGGAUUUAUUUUAUUAUUUCAAGAGGGUGAGUUUUUUUUCUAAAAAAGACAAAUUUACAAAAAAACAAAAAAGGAAAUCUACAAAAAAAAUCUACAAAAAAGGAAAUCUACAAAAAAAAAGUUGAACUUUGAAUGGCAGCAAGAGGGGUUUUGAAUGAAACCUGUCAGGAUGGAGGAAAAGGUUGCGGCUGGUGGCAUCUGGUCAGCUGAAACCUUUUAAAUUUUUGGCAUAAACUCUGCCCCAGCUGAACAAGAGAGAGAGAGAGAGAGAAACAGAGUUUGCUCCAGACCUCGAUUUCUGCCCUCCACCCUGUCCAAUGGGACCGGUUCUUGCUGGAUACUUUGGACUCUGAUUUGAGCUUCUACGCGGACCCUUCUUUGCUUCCACAUGGAUCUUCCCUCCCCCGGCCCUGGAUCAGGGGAACAAUAAACUGAGGAGUCUGCUGCCAGUGAUGUGUCGUCGCUUCUGGAUUCCUGAACAUUGAAUGGACAUGUUGCCAGCUGCAGCGCUUCGCCCCUGGGACACACACCUACACAGUGCCUUCUGCCGCCUGCGGUCCGGACUGUGCUGCCGUAUGCCCCCCUUCGGUUCCUGCAUGCUUGUCACCCGUUCUCUUGACAAGCCAGUUGUGGGGGGGGGGGGGGGGGGGCGGCGGCGAUGAAACUUCUGACUGGUGGGGACUGGGGGAGGUCUGUUCCGGUUGCUUUAAACAAAACAAAACAAAAACCAGGGAGCAUCUAGCACCUUGCAGGGGAUGGCUGUGCUUCCCCCACCCAAAACAGAGAUCCUAGUUACUAUGCACGUUCCCCCCCGCUCCCCUGCAGUCCUUGGUUGCUGGCUCCUCAGAUUCGCAAUAGCAGGAGACUCAUGUGCAAUAAUUUGUCCCUUCCUACAGUGCGUUUCUCUGGAGAGCCUCUUGAAGGUACCAAGUGCUUUAGACACCUCUGUAUGUUUCCUCCCUGUUUCUCCUUUCCCCAACCCCGCCCCAGUUGCUUUCCCCAACCUAAAUGGUGCUAAAAAGUCUCUUACCUUCUUUACCAUCAUAAAAUCUCCCCAAACCGGCUGGCAUGAAGUUGUCCCUUCCACUUGACUCUUAGAAGUUGCUUUGUGAUCAUGGCAAACCUUGCCUUCUCCUCUUCCCCCCACCCCCUUUCUUGGUACCUCCCCCUUUCCCUGCCCAAACACCUUUGAGAAAAUAGCUCUUAUGCAGCUGACAAUCAGGGAGGACUAAUUGCAGAGGCCAUACGGGUGUCAUGUGAGCCAGGGAGAGCAAGAGUGAGUGAGUGAGUGUGUGCAUGCGCGCGUGUGUGUGUACGUCAUAGGAUAGUAUCUAAAGGAGGGAUCCCUGCUUAAUUGGGUUUGUGUAUUUCUCAGGACAUUUUCUUUGUUUUUAAAAAGGAUUUCUAGUACUGUCCUGACUGCGAGUAGGAUCAGGCUUAUCUCGUAAGAAGAGUGCUUGAGGUUUUGGAACCUUAAGGUUAACCAUCCCCCCCCCCCCCCCCCCGCAGAGCUCCCUUGACUUGGUUCUCCCUCUGUGGCAGUCGCCCUCCGUCGUCGCCAGUGGCAGAAGGGGGACCAGCCCUGUAGUGCCUGAGAGACGACCCCUUCAUUAACUCCUCGGAGGCCAGCAAAGAUGGAGAACUUUUAGCAUAAGCUUUUGGGAUCCAUGCCUAAGAUCCACCUUUUACACUUCCUUCUUGAAUCGUAUCAGCUUGAUUGUUUCCCCACAGGUUCCUGAGCUACACUUGAGUGCCUUCAUUUGGGCUUAGGUGGUUUUGAACCCAUCGUGAAUCUAAGGGUUGAAGCUUUUUUGGUAGUGCCAAACCUGUUCGUUUGGGAGUGGCAAAUGGGCAGACGGGUCUUUAAAAUCGGAUCCUGGGUGAUUCUGUGGCUAUUUUAAUGCUCAGCAAAGAGGCCAUUGCUCCUCAGACAGAAGUAGAGCAGAUCUCUCCACCUACACUCCUUUGUCGUCAUUUAUCUGAAUGGCUACAUUCCAGUUGGAACUGGGAAAUUCUCACUCAGUGAAGCAUUGCGCAUCCCAUACGCUGUAUUUCUUCCUCUGAUGAUUGUAUUAUACCCCUAAAAUGCCAGCAACUUUUUUUUUAAAAGGAGUUGUGAUGCAUAGUUCCUUAGGCAUGAAAUUCAUGCUGGCACAGGAGUUGACUGGUAGCUCCAAGGAUCUUCCAGAUACAGACCACAAUCCAAAGAGUACUUGAGAGGAGUGCAAAUGCUUCCUGGUGGGUGGGUGUUGUUGUUUUUUGAGGGGGUCACCUGGCAACAAUUCCCUGCAUUGCAUCAAGAGCUACUCCCAGAGUUCCUCUGUGUUUCACAAACAGGAAAUUGCUACUUUUAAAAGAGGUGGACACGUAUGCAGAGAAGCCGCUCUGCAGAGGCAGAGCCUUCCCAUAUAGUUGUUUGCAACAUGAAACUGGAGGCACAAUUUGCCAUGUAGUUUUCUUGCACCCCACUGAAAUGAAUGGGAGCUACUCCAGAGCAUCUGAGCCAGUUUCUGCCAACCUUUUCUUUUCAAUGGGAUUGCGCCUUAUGGCCACAGAGUCCAAAAUCACCUAGCCUGUUAGGAUGCUAGGCAAUUAGUAGCAUGUAAAUGGCUAAUAGAACCCAAAUUCAGGGAGAAGGGAGGACAGAAAAUGGAGCUAGAAUACAGCUGCAAAAGAGAUUUAAUAUACCAUAGUCCCUUUUUAAACCUCAGUUUUCUGGAAAUGUGAAUUGUUAAUUGAGGGUGAAAGUCGUCUGGUUUAUGUCAGUACUCAUGAUUUUAAUUGCACACAUUUUAGAAAAAGCUUCUGGUCUUAAAUUAAUGGAAGUGGAAAUGCUAGAUAUUUAAUACUGGUUCCCAGGUUCCCAAUGUGUUUAUUCAACCUCUCAGUGCCCAAAAUUUGAUGCUUCAAGAACGGUAAAUGUUUAUCUGGCCCAGUGAUUUUUUAAAAGUCUGACUCUUAUUUAUGUGACCCAUUUUGUGGCAAGAGACAACGUAUGCGUAAUCAUGCUUAACACUAACCAUGUGACUUGUCUUAAUCUUGGUUAAGAUUUCCAACGCUUGUUACCCCUGCAAACCAUAUAUACCAAAUGCCAACAAGAUCUGCUUGUCAUUUUGGAAACAAGAGAGGCAGGGAAUCACUUUAACUGUGGCUCACUUAGUCCAGUGCCUAAUUAUGGUUAAUGCAAACUGUGGUGUGUAAACUUGUUUCAGACCAUGGUUGUACUUUGUGCUCUACAAGCAGCCUUUCAUCACAGAUCACUCAUAUGUUACUUAAUCCCGGUUAAGGAAAACUAACCACCGUUACACAUUAUGUCUGCAUGGAGUCAACCUUUCCUGUUUUUCUAGGGUAAUUCAGCCAAGGCAACACCUGGAAUCAAUCUUUGUAGCACUGGAAAAGAGAGCCCAAACCUGUAAGCCCAGGGAGCUAUCCAGCAAGAGUGGGUUAUAACUAUGGGGGUGGGUCCCAUAAAGUUCAGAGAGGUUUCUUUCCAAAUAAACAUGCAUAAGAUUGAACCACUUAAACUAAUGGAAUUUAAACAAAUGGAUUGAACCAUUUAAAUCAAUGGAAUAGGCACAGCUUUGUAUUUACAUUGCAGUACUCAUCAUCAGACCCACUGAACUGGUGAGAUAUAUCAUUUGGUGCCCUUGGAUACGCAUUAAUUGUCAGAAGCCUCCAGUUGCUGUGUUCAACUAAUUGGUUUACAGCUGGAGUGUGAUUGGGCCAAAAGAACUUCAGGUCUUUGGCUGAUAAAUCAAUUUUGCUUUUGUCUCUUGAUCAUGUCAUAACCCUUUGCAACACUAUUUCUGCCUGCAGAGCUGGGACUGGUAGCUUACUUAGCAGGGUGAGGCGGAGGCAGGUAAUGUGAAAUCUACCUCCUACACACAUUAUCAGUGCUGACAUUUUUAGCACCACCUUCUCAGUCAGAGAGGAACAUUUAAAAAAAACUCUGGAUUGGUGACUGGAUUUUCUUCUCAUUUUAUGUGUUUGGGUCAGGAAGUUGCUGUCUCUUUUUUAAUUGCCUCCCUGAUCUGCCUACUUACCGUGAGGAAACAAGUGCUGGAAUCCAGCAGUUAUUAAAUAUACCAUUUAUCCUAAAGUGGAGCUUCAAGUUCCAUGUCUGAAAUUAACGUGAGAAAACUUGUGUUCCUUUCUGCAUCUUUUUCUCACUUGCUGUCCUGAAAGACAAGGCGCUGGUAUUUGCCCAGGAUUUCACAUAGAAAACACAAGCUGCGGAACAUGCUAAGUGUGCUGAACACUUGUGUCUUCAUGUAAGUGAACCACCUUGGGUGUACAAAUUUCAGCUAGGACAGAUGACACACUUGACACCUCCCCGAUGCUGAAUCCCACAUCCAUUCUUGUUUAGGGUACCCCAUGAAUUACACUCCACUGGAACAGACCAACGCUCCCAUUUCCUGGGUCAAGGCAACAAGCUUAUGGGUUAUCCUGCUCCUGCUUAAUGUCUCUUUGCAAUUUGUUUCUCUGCAGACUGUGUCACCUGUUUUAGCAUCUAGCCUGUGUACGUGAACAUGCAUGGAAAAGCACCCCCACCACAAUUUGCAGAAGACACAAUACCUGUCCCCCCCCCCACAUGCCCAGUUGGUAGUUCCAUCAAGCGCUUGUGUUUGGAGGUCCAAAUGGUGAUAUUGAGAUGUAACUGGGGUGAGGGGGAAGGAGUUGGGCAGUCUCAACCCUGGCCUCUACAUCCAGGUGGCUUCCCCCUCCCCCUUUUCCAUUUGCCAAAGAUACAGAAAAGGAUCAUGAUUUUUCUAAGCAGGAAAGAAACCGAGGAUACUACCUACAGUUGCCUAGUAAGGAUCAAUAGGAUGGAAAAGACAGAAGGGGGAAAAGGACAGGUGGGAGAAUGGCAGAGGCAGGAAGAGAAAGGGGAAAAGGCAGAAGCAGAAAUGGGGCAGAAAGCGAAGAUGCAGUUGUGACGACAGACGGGGGAGUAGAAUGCGUGUGAGAGUGGACGUUGCGGCGUGUGUGAUGUUGUGGAGAUGAGCAAGAGUGUGUGCAGUGGGCAUGGAUGUAGACCACACACUUCGUCGCUGCAAGCUUCCUUGUGGUCCUUAGCCCUGUUCUCGUGCCCACCCCCCUUUUCCCUAAUGCACUUCCAGCUUUCCUCUCCCCAGGAUCCACCAAGGCCCUACGCGUUUGAUCAGAUGAUUCCACUUUCAUUCCAUUCUCCCAUGGCCGGAAGGAAGCAGAGUCGUUCAGCGAGCGCUACGUUCCCGCCAGCCUCAUCGAUACUCUCGGGAGGCUGCAGGGACUAGCUUUAAACAGUUCAUCAUCAUAAGAGCUGGCAGGAAGGCACUAGGCCUUAUCAUUACUCUUGGCCCUUAACCCGAGCCCUAGUUCCAGAACAGCUUCCCAGAGCUUUUUAGCUGGGUUGACGCAGGACGGAGAGGUCAGAUUUGCAGCUCUUCACUGCACUCUGGAUGCCAGUGGUGAGCAGCUGGCGGCAAGCUUGAAACCAUUCUCCGGAAGCCUGAAUGCCGAAGCACAGGGAUUGACUGCGAGGAACUGGGGCGUGGGAGUGCAUCUCUUGAGCUGCUAGAUUUUUAAUCUUGUGCCUUGAUUUCCCCUGUCCCAUUCUGCCAGUGGGGGAACUGCUCCCUGCACUUUAAAACUUCCAGUCCAGAAAAGGCCUUUUCCCGUCCGCUUCUCCCCAGCCUCGUCCUAAUUCAUACCCAUGAGGUCCCCUGUUCUGUGCCCUAGCCUCCCUCUGCAAAGAACACGCGCAUCUUGGCAUCUCCUGAAUCAUGCUUUGCUUUGUCCAGCCAUCCCCCAUCCCCACCCCCAUGCUGGAGGAGGAUGCAAUCAAUUGCCUCUAAGACUGGGCAGACAGCAGAAAAGCCUCAAAUCCCCUCAUCCCUUGGAUGUGCUGGGUAUUUCUUUUUUUAAAAAGCAAGCUAUAUUAACCUGAAACUUCCCCCCCCCCCCCCCCCCCGCCGCCCAUGCUUGCUUCAAAACCUGUCCCCCUUGGAAUUUGUUGGUGCUAUUUAAAAACACCCCGGUUCAGAACUUCCCCUCACCAUUACGCUCACCACUUCCAGUUUUACGUCAUCCAUAGCUUCACAUCUACCUCACAUGUACUUGCAGUUCAUUUGCAUAUCCCGAACCGGCAAACUGCACCUUCUUCAAGGGACCGUCUCCUCCCACCCCCACCCGAAGUAAUUUUUUUUUUCCUGGGAUCUUGUGCUUUGUUUAACGGGGAGAAAGAAGGAGAAUGUUUGUUUUGACAAAAAAAAAUAUCCCUGUGUUGCUGCUAAUUAUUGGGAAGGUUGUUAAUGUACCACCUUGUGCUCCUCUCUUUGUAAAAUGAAUUGUCAAGUUAGUUGAUUUCAUUGGAAUGGAAAUGGUUUGUCCAAGGUGUGUGUGUGUGGGGGGGGGGGGGAGGCAUAGUUUUAUGGCCGCUAUGUGGAACCCUAACCACAGCAAGAAUGGAUAAUAAAACUGCUUCCUUUUUUUGCUCAGCCCUUGCACUUCAAAGCCUUUAUGGCUGCAUUGCUUACACUGGAACAUAGGACGAAAGAUUUCCAUCUAGAAGAGAGGUCUAGGGAUGGCGUUGACUAUCAUUUCCGACCACUGCGCCUCGGCCUUCUCUUUCCAAAAACAGACUUGCCAAAGCAAGACAGUGGCUUUUCAUGACCCAUCCUGGGAAUGCUUGAACCAUCGAGGACCCAGCAAAGGGAGCCAUGAUUGCUUUAAGACUCCACACCCUUUUAACUUUAGCCAACUAUUGGAAUUCACAGGAGGGCUAGUCUCACCAACAGGAGGGGAGCCAGUGGCCCCCAAGUGGCCCAGGUCAUGAUUCCAAAUUUUAAGUCUCUUGCCCUCAAGGUGAAGAGACCAGCCUAACAAGGUUGUCAUAAUCUGUUUUUUUUUUUAAAAAAAAGAAUAGGUUACAAGUAGACAGGUCUGUAAAUUAUGUUUAGUAUCAUGGUGCUGUCCAAACUUCCCCAAGCACCUCGAUCUGGCUGAUAAAGGCAAACAGGCAGCCAAAUCAACCAUCAGUGGAACCUGUAAGCCACACCCUCCCAGACGACUGUAAAGUAGGACACCUUGGAAUGACAUUUACAUCCAAGGGGAAAUGAUGCUCCUGCCAAACACCUGUUCUUCAGCUCAACAACCAGUGUGUAAUACAGCAACAUCCAUAUGGGCCACAGGCAGUCUUGAAUAGGCCUGCUGGCAAUCUAAUCACACCCCAGUUCUAUUUCAGCUGGGCAUGCAAGUCUCCGGUUCCAUUCUUCUUUUGCUGCUUUGAGUGCCAGGUUCUUGUUGUUCCAGGGAAGCCACCCACAGAGAGCUGUGUCAUCUGGGAGAGGGGACAGAGGUGAUAUUUUGUCUUCCAACAGCGUCACUUUGUUAAUGGAGGAGGUGAAACGGUCCAUGCAGUUAAGACUUAGCAUUUCAGUGGCCAUUAAAUAGUGAAAGGACAGAAUUUUGAAUAUUAAAACGCCAGGAAAAAAUAUACAUAAAAUGGUCACUCUUGAAGGCAACACUCUUUCUUCCUGCAUGUCUUCCCCAUUCUUAGCAGGAGAGGCCACAGGUGGGUUGAAACCAACACGAGUGGUCCAGCCUACUUGACACCAUCACCAUUUGGCUGCCCCCUUUGCUCUGGAGCCAUGAGCCCUUUCACUGAGUCAUUUUGAAGGCUGCAAUGAUGCCUUGCCCUGUAGCAGACUGCCAUUUAAAGCAAUACCCACCCAACCUAAGCAACAUCUAUCUCAAGCUAGUUUCUGUCUAGAGCAGGUUACACCUAACAUGCUUUAAAAUCCAUAGCAGCCUUUCUAAACAACGUUGGAAUUUACGUCAUCUGACCUUUUAAAAAAACAAGUGACACACUUGCCAUGGAGUCUUGUGCACGGGUCUUUUGUCAGCCCUUUCAGUGUUCAACGCAAUGGGGACGCAGCAACAACUUGCCUCCGGCUCCAUUUCCGACUCAAGCGCCAACCUGUUUUGAAACAACUAGAACUCUCCAAUAGGCCACUUCCCUUCCGCGCUUCCAUUGACUACAGAUACAGUGAGAGUUCUUGAACCUUCACCAGACUUCACAACUAAUUUUACCUGCUCGUUUUAUUUAUGUACUUAGGAAUUUGUACAGGUUUUUUUUUAAUAGUUUUGUACCUUCCAUGCUACAGCCAGGCCUGUUUCUCUCUCUCCACCCCAUACACCUUUUCCCCUAUAGAGCUCUGACUGGUCUCAUUUUGAGCAAUUUUUGUUAUUAAAUAAAAAGGUGAAAAAAUA
This is a messenger RNA of Sphaerodactylus townsendi, 10315 nucleotides long. RefSeq names its product RNA binding motif single stranded interacting protein 2 (gene RBMS2). Gene Ontology annotation, cellular component: cytosol; ribonucleoprotein complex; nucleus. The transcript is spliced from 14 exons. NCBI's taxonomy places the organism in Eukaryota, Metazoa, Chordata, Lepidosauria, Squamata, Sphaerodactylidae. The record is from RefSeq and is a predicted model, not a curated record. The coding region runs from base 108 to 1328 and encodes 406 amino acids. Gene Ontology annotation, molecular function: mRNA 3'-UTR binding; poly(A) binding; poly(U) RNA binding.